This is a messenger RNA of Diospyros lotus (date-plum), 2766 nucleotides long. RefSeq names its product 6-phosphofructo-2-kinase/fructose-2,6-bisphosphatase-like. The record is from RefSeq and is a predicted model, not a curated record. The transcript has 20 exons. Gene Ontology annotation, molecular function: ATP binding; 6-phosphofructo-2-kinase activity; fructose-2,6-bisphosphate 2-phosphatase activity. Gene Ontology annotation, biological process: fructose metabolic process; fructose 2,6-bisphosphate metabolic process. Gene Ontology annotation, cellular component: cytosol. NCBI's taxonomy places the organism in Eukaryota, Viridiplantae, Streptophyta, Magnoliopsida, Ericales, Ebenaceae. The coding region runs from base 195 to 2192 and encodes 665 amino acids.
ACUCUUCCAAACUGAACAUCAAAAUCACCAACGGUCGUCCCUCUCCCCAAUUCUUCCCAUUCCAUUCGAUUCGAUUCUAUUCUUAUCGGAACUGCUCUCGAACACCUCCUCUCCAGUCCUCAAUCUCCAUCCCUCAACAACAAAUGAAAGAAGAAAUCUCAAGGUUCAACAGACAGCUCUGAGAGAGUGAGAGGAUGGGGAGUGGAUCGUCGAGAAACGCAGGGAGCAGCGGCCAUGGAGGCGAAGAGAGAGAUGAACUGCACGGCGGCGGGCAGCAGCUGUACGUCUCUCUCAAAAUGGAGAACAAUUGCAACCUCAAAGCCGACCUCAUCCCUCACGUCUACGGCUCUGUCCCUCUCGUCGGCUCUUGGGACUCUUCGAAAGCUCUUUCGAUGGAACGGGAAUCAGCUUCAAUGUGGGAACUGAGCUUCGUCGUGCCGCCUAAUCACGAAACAUUGGAUUUCAAAUUCCUUUUGAAGCCAAAGGAUAAUAAUGCACCAUGCAUAGUUGAGGAGGGUCCUGACCGUCUACUUACUGGCGGGACCUUGCAAGGGCAUGCAAUGCCUGCAUUGUUUAGGCUGAAUAGUGGUGAGGUUCUCGAGUAUCAGGUGUUCAUUAAAGCAGACAAGGUUUCUCCAGUUGACCUUGCAGCUAGUUGGAGAGCAUAUCAGGAGAAUCUCCAGCCUUCCACUGUUCGUGGAAUUCCUGAUGUUAGUUUGAAUCCAGUGCCAGAGUUGGGGUCUGAGAAUGGCUCAUCAGUGAGUUUGGAGCUUGAUCUUGAACAUUAUGUUGUUCCACCUCCAGCAACACUGUCAACUUCAGGUCUGGUUUAUGCAGCCAACACAGCAGAAACUCCAAGGUCACUGACUCGUGUUGGAGUGCUUUCCAAUUCUGAAGGCUCUGCCAUUGCUUUGCAGAUCUACAAGGAUGGUAGUCUUUCCAUUGAUCAACCUGCAACCAUUAAGGAGAUGGAGAUCAUUGUACCAGAUCUGUCUAAUGUGUAUUCAGGUUCUGGCACAGUUGAAUCAAAGUCAGUAGGAACAUUGUCACCUUUGCCAAGGCAAGAUGGUCAGAGGGGACUCUUUGUGGAUAGGGGUGUUGGAUCUCCUAGGCUAGUUAAAUCAUCUAGUGCAUCUGCUUUCACCACUGAUCCCAAAGUAGAUUCAGAAACCAAGAAUGUGAUGCCAGCAGCUGCUGGAGCUGUUGCAGCUGCAGCUGUAGCUGACCAAAUGCUUGGACCAAAGGAGGACAGACACUUGGCCAUUGUCCUGGUUGGUUUGCCAGCUCGAGGAAAGACUUUCACUGCUGCCAAACUUACAAGAUAUCUUCGUUGGUUGGGUCAUGACACCAAGCAUUUCAAUAUUGGGAAGUAUCGACGCCUGAAGCAUGGAGUAAACCAGUCUGCUGAUUUUUUCCGAGCUGACAAUCCAGAAGGCAUGGAGGCACGGGAUGAGGUAGCAGCCCUUGCUAUGGAUGAUAUGAUAGCUUGGAUGCAAGAAGGUGGUCAGGUGGGAAUAUUUGAUGCCACAAACAGUAUCAAGAAAAGAAGGAAUAUGCUCAUGAAAAUGGCAGAAGGAAAAUGCAAGAUUAUAUUUUUGGAGACAAUAUGCAAUGACAAGCUUAUUAUUGAAAGAAAUAUACGGCUUAAGAUUCAACAAAGCCCUGACUAUGCAGAAGAGCCAGAUUUUGAGGCUGGAUACCAAGACUUCAAAAAGCGAUUAGAAAAUUAUGAAAAAGUUUAUGAGCCAGUAGAAGAAGGAUCCUACAUCAAGAUGAUUGAUACAGUCAGUGGCCCUGGUGGGCAAAUACAAGUAAAUAAUAUCAGUGGUUAUCUUCCUGGAAGGAUUGUCUUCUUCUUGGUGAAUAUGCAUCUCACACCACGUCCAAUUUUACUCACUAGGCAUGGUGAAAGUCGAGAUAAUGUUAGAGGCAGAAUUGGAGGCGACUCUAGUUUGAGUGAUACCGGAGAGAUUUAUGCAAAGAAGCUUGCUAACUUUGUGGAAAAGCGAUUGAAAACUGAACGAGCUGCUUCUAUAUGGACUAGCACGUUGCAGAGAACAAUUCUGACAGCCAGUCCAAUUGUUGGGUUCCCAAAGAUACAAUGGCGUGCACUUGAUGAGAUAAACGCUGGAGUAUGUGAUGGAAUGACAAAUGAAGAAAUAAAGAAGAACAUGCCUGAGGAAUACGAGUAAAUACGUGAGGCAAAGUAUAUACUACUCCUAGUUGGAAUGCGAUAAGAGUUUGUGAUAUAUCCAACAACAACAAUCACAAGCUUUAAUCCAAAAAUAAGAGGCAUUUUUAUUGUUAGGCCAAUUCCCUUUUGGAAUUAUUAGUGACAAAAUAAUUCUGAUUUCUUUUUUUUGUGAAUUCACUUUAAAAUUUAGCAUUGACUUGCAAUAUCAACAAUACAAGCAAUCACAAAGUUGAGUUUAUCUGCCCUCUGAAAAUGAUGCCAAGGCAUUCAAGACAAUGUUAAUGAUUGUAGGACUGUCUCUUCGUUGACUACUUAUUUAGGCCACCAUUUUUUGUGACAUAUUUAUAAAAAUACUGAAUAUAAUUAUUUAUGUUAUUUUUCAAAUUAAACAUUCUGAAUUGCAUACUUAUUGAUUUACUCCGCAUCAUACUAUAUAUAUUUGCUCAUUCACUCACAGGAUAAUGUUAGAUAAUGGCCAGACGCUUCCUUUUUGUGAAAAUACUUGAACUAAGAUCCUAUAUCCUUCAUUAUGCUUUCACUUGGCUUGUUCCUCGGCCUAAUUUUGUGACAUU